AAGGUAUGCCCACCGUGAAGCUUAUCUCUUGGUUGUUCUCCAUUUAACACCUUGCUUCCUUCCUUCCUUCCUAACUUUGAGCUUGAGGGCUAGUUUUAAUUAUUCUCUCCAUCGAUCUUAAGAUUAUUAGGCUUCGAAUUCCUUGACAAAGAAAGAGAGAGCAACAGAGAGAGAGAGAGAAGCAUGAAGGAUGGAGCUCUGAAAUGAUUCAGCCAUGAACCUUUACAAGGAUCAACAACAGCAAAAAGAAGAUAUAAUGGAGCUUUACCUUGGUUACUUUGAAAACAAUAUGCACCAUGUUGGAUCUUGUGCAAACAGUAGGAGCCAUAUAUCUCCAUUUCGAGCCUCAAGUAGGAUGGGCAUGUGUGAAGAAAAUCACCACAUUGGCAUGUGGGAGGACUCAUUCAAAGCUGAUAGCAGUCAAAAUACAUGCGCUUCAACUGUUAUGGAGUCAGAUAUGCGAAUUGACUAUUUGCUAGAAGAUAUUCCUCUCAAGGCACUAGGAAAACCAAAGAAAUAUGACCAUAAAGAAAACAAGACUUCAGAUAAGGUAUUGAGACGGCUGGCACAAAAUCGAGUGGCUGCUCGAAAAAGUCGACUGCGGAAAAAGGCUUAUGUUCAGGAGUUAGAGUCAAGUCGUUUAAAACUCGCCCAACUAGAACAGGAGGUUGAGAAGGGCAGACACUUGGGUAUGUACACAAUAGGUGGGAAUAUGCGAGGAUCACCCCUUGGGGUGCCUGGAAGCGUCAAUAUAGGGAUUGCUGCUUUUGAAAUGGAAUAUGGACACUGGGUUGAAGAACAAAAUCGACAAACAUGUGAACUUAGAGCUGCACUGCAGGCAAAUAUGUCUGAUUUGGAGCUUCACAUGCUUGUUGAGAGUGGAAUGAGACAUUAUGAUAAUCUUUUCCAAAUAAAAUCCAAAGCUGCUAACUCUGAUGUCUUCUAUCUUAUGUCUGGCAUGUGGAGAACAUCCACUGAGAGAUUUUUUCUUUGGAUUGGUGGAUUUAGGCCCUCAGAGCUUCUGAAGGCACUCUACCCACAGCUUGACCCUCUGUCGGAGCAACAAAUGACUGCUGUCUGCAGCCUGCGGCUAUCUUCACAACAAGCUGAAGAUGCACUGUCUCAAGGACUGGAAAAACUUCAGCAAACUCUUUCUGAAACUCUGACAUGUAACUCCUUAGGCACAUCUUGUGUUUCAGGUUACAUGGGACAAAUGGCAAAUGCCAUGGGAAAGUUGGAUGCUCUUGUAAGCUUUCUGAACCAGGCUGACCACCUGAGACAGCAGACUUUGCAGCAGAUGCACAGUAUCCUCACAACCCGUCAGGCGGCACGAGGUUUGCUUGCAUUGGGCGACUACUUCCAACGACUCCGUGCCCUUAGUUCAUUAUGGGCUGCUCGACCUUGCAAACCUGCUUCAAAAAAAUCAGAUCAGAUCAGAUCCCAUUGGUGAAUUGUCAUUUCAAAAAUCGCAAACCAAAUCAACUGGAACUGGGCCAGGGAAUGGACAUUAACAAAAUGGUUCGUAGCCUCCAUCCGGAUCAUUAUCCUAACAAGUAUAUACAACACAAAUUGCAACAAGUGCCGUAGUGUAGAUGAUCUGUAAAAAUAUAUCUGAUGGUUCUGUAGCUUGUUUAUGAACAUGCCAUUUGUUAUUGUUGCAGCUCCAUUUUCAGUAUAAGGACAUUAAGUUGCCCAUGAACUGGUAUUCCAUAUCAGGAACAAACAGCUCUUUCCCAGUAUAUAUAAAAUGUUUGUUAUCGGAUAUGUUUACAUUGGAA
Zingiber officinale is the source of this 1778-nucleotide messenger RNA. Its product is annotated as transcription factor TGA4-like. Gene Ontology annotation, molecular function: sequence-specific DNA binding; DNA-binding transcription factor activity. The coding region runs from base 215 to 1450 and encodes 411 amino acids. Lineage: Eukaryota; Viridiplantae; Streptophyta; Magnoliopsida; Zingiberales; Zingiberaceae. The record is from RefSeq and is a predicted model, not a curated record. Gene Ontology annotation, biological process: DNA-templated transcription; regulation of DNA-templated transcription. The transcript has 10 exons.